AUGCUGUGCUUUUACAUUCUUACUAUAAUAACAUUCAUUGCAGUUGAUGCUUUAUCAUUUGCUGGGCAACGAUCAUAUGGGUCAAUGAUUUUCCACAUGACUGGACGUGCUCCAACAGAUUAUGAGAAUUACGGAUGUUGGUGCCGCACAGGAAGUAAACCAGAGAGAUAUGUUGAUGAUGUAGAUCUAUGCUGCAAAUUUCGUUUCCAUUGUUAUGAUGUAGCUCUCCAAUCAUCUAAAUGUAAUGGAAUCGCUGCAGAAUAUUCCAUUCAACUGGAUAGAUCAAUUAAGUGCAUUGAUUAUAAUGAAACUUGUGCUUAUGAACUGUGCAUAUGUGAUAAACAAGCAGUUGAAUGUUUUAAGAAGAAUUUAGAUAAAAUUAAUGAUACUUUUUUUAAUUUACCGAAAAAGGAAUGUCGAUUCGAACAAGAAAAUACAACAACCACUGAUGUCCUAUGUCAAAAAGCAAAAUGGAAUUCCAGUGGAAUAACUGUUGCCACUGGAGAAGGAAUAUUUAGCAUAUUUGUUGAUGUCAAUAACAAUAUAUAUACAGCCCAAGCAGAUUUUUAUAACCAGCGUGUGUUUAAAAAUAGUUCCGAUGGUAAAACUGUAUAUCAGGUAGUUGACUUUGAGGAAGUGCAAUCAGCAACUAACUGGAGAGAUCAGUUUCGUUAUCCAACAGCUCUUUUUGUAGAUAACAUGGAAAAUUUGUAUGCUAUAAGCAGUUUGGGAAGUCGCAUGCAGUCAGUAAUGAAUGGAAAGCCACCAAAUGGAUUUGAAAAUAUUGUAACUUACUAUGGAUACACAGUUGAAAAACUGACAAGAGGUUCUACUAAACAAGUUCGGGUAGCAGAACUUAAAAAUGCCUUGAGGAUUGUCCGUUAUAGACGUUCGAUUUCAAGAUAA
Molecule: messenger RNA, 906 nt
Organism: Rotaria socialis
Lineage: Eukaryota; Metazoa; Rotifera; Eurotatoria; Philodinida; Philodinidae
Source: the annotation of a GenBank genome assembly